Messenger RNA from Calypte anna (Anna's hummingbird), 4357 nucleotides. RefSeq names its product CTTNBP2 N-terminal like (gene CTTNBP2NL). The coding region runs from base 76 to 1953 and encodes 625 amino acids. The transcript is spliced from 5 exons. The record is from RefSeq and is a predicted model, not a curated record. Lineage: Eukaryota; Metazoa; Chordata; Aves; Apodiformes; Trochilidae.
CGCGGAGCGGUGCGGUAGCGGCGGGGCCGGGGCUGGGUCCGGGAUCGGCGCCAGGGCCAGGGCCAGUUUUUCAGGAUGAAUCUGGAAAAACUCAGCAAGCCGGAACUCCUGACGCUGUUCAGCAUUCUUGAGGGAGAAUUAGAAGCAAGAGAUCUUGUCAUAGAAGCAUUAAAGGCCCAGCACAGAGACACCUUCCUUGAGGAACGCUAUGGGAAGUACAACAUCAGUGACCCAUUAAUGGCUUUGCAGAGAGAUUUUGAGACCCUGAAAGAGGUCAACCAUGGUGAAAAGCAGCCAGUGUGCUCCAAUCCCUUAUCUAUUUUGAAAGUGGUGAUGAAACAUUGCAAGAAUAUGCAGGAAAGAAUGUUAUCCCAGCUAGCUGCUGCAGAAAGCAGGCACAGAAAGGUGAUCCUGGACCUGGAGGAGGAAAGGCAACGUCAUGCCCAGGACACAGCAGAGGGGGACGAUGUCACCUACAUGCUGGAGAAGGAGAGGGAGAGGCUGACCCAGCAGUUGGAGUUUGAAAAAUCCCAAGUAAAGAAGUUUGAAAAAGAACAGAAGAAGCUGUCGAGCCAGCUGGAGGAGGAAAGGGCACGGCACAAGCAACUCUCUUCCAUGCUUGUGGUGGAGUGUAAGAAAGCCACUGCCAAAGCAGCUGAGGAGGGGCAGAAGACAGCAGAACUGAGCUUGAAAUUGGAAAAAGAGAAGAGUAAGGUGAGUAAACUGGAAGAGGAGUUGGCAUCCAAAAGGAAGAGGGGCUUACAGAUGGAAGCACAAGUAGAAAAGCAGCUCUCAGAGUUUGACAUCGAAAGAGAACAGCUGAAAGCCAAGCUGAACAGAGAAGAAAACCGUACAAAAGCACUCAAAGAAGAGGUGGAAUGUCUGAAGAAAGCCCUGAAAGAGCUGGAAGCUCCUACUGAACCUUUGCAGCCCAACCCCUCGGUGAUGUCCAGGGGCGUUACCACUGAGAGCCCCCUGGUCAAGUCUGUGUCUUGCCAGACUGAGUGUCUGCAGGCAGACCGAGCAGGUCCCACCAGCACAAGCAAAGCUGUCCCCAGCCCUGCCACACCUCCUCAUGCCUAUGCAAAAUCCAAUGGUCACUGUGACACAGAUGGGCAGGUGGGCAGCGAGCCCCCAGCAGAGCACCAAGCCCAGAAGGAGAAAUCUGCUGGUGCAGCCCCAGAAAACACAGUAGAGAAUGGAAGUUCUCCUGUCAGAACAGAGUCCCCCGUGCAUCUGAUGUCCCAGCUCCCUCCCAGUGGGGUCUCCCUGUCCCCCAGCAGCACAGCUGCCUCCUCUCUGACACCUUCUCCCUGCUCCUCACCCGUUCUGAGCAGACGCCUGGCAGGAGCCCCAGCCAGCAGCCCUGGUUACCAAUCCUCCUACCAGGUGGGCAUCAACCAACGUUUCCAUGCAGCUCGGCACAAGUUCCAGUCUCAAGCUGAACAGGACCAUCAGUCGAGUGGUCUGCAGAGCCCACCCUCCCGGGAUCUGUCUCCCACUCUGGCAGACAACUCUGCUGCCAAGCAGCUGGCCCGAAACACGGUCACACAGGUCCUGUCCAGGUUCACCAGCCAGCAGGGACCCAUUAAGCCUGUCUCCCCUAACAGCUCACCUUUUGGCACAGACUAUCGAAAUCUGGCAACUGCUGUGAGCCCCAAAAACGAGUCUGGUCACUCCCCAGGCCCUGGUAAGGUUUCCAGUCCCAUCAGCCCAUUGUCUCCUGGAAUUAAGUCACCAACCAUUCCUAGAGCAGAACGAGGGAACCCUCCACCCAUUCCUCCAAAGAAACCUGGCCUGGCACAGUCCCCUGCUGCCUCUGCCCCACUCACCAAAACCUCUUCCCCAGCACCCUCCCUGGGUGCCCCCCUGGACGUGGCAAGCAGCUGCUCCCCCAGCACCCUGGUGUCCAAUGGCAAAGACCUGGAGAUCCUCCUGCCCUCCAGCAGCUAGUGUCCAGGGAAUGGGGAUGUGACAUUCCACGGCUUAGCACCUGCAGCUAAGACACUGUUUUUCCACUCCAUGUUAUUUAUUUCCAUAGUAGCAGAUUCUGUCUGUAUAAAGCAUUUAGUAUAUUUUUUUUUUUUCCUUUUUUGAUAGGUAGGGAAAUAUUUUUGUUUAUGGAGAAACCUUAACUACAGCUAUACAGCAGCCUCAAAAUGUCUCGUGGCAUCAGUCAAAUGGUUAGAGAUAACAAGAACCAUAAUCAUGUGGUGGGACCUAACUCUAAAUCUCUAAUGGGACUGAAAUGCUACUUUUAAAUUAUGCAGAAAUAACUUUUGCAGACUUUUUACUCCAGAUGAACAUUUUACUAAAAGUGCCUGAACUAAGCCUGAACUGCAGUAUGAAUGUGAUUCUCUGAGAAGGGUGAGGAGGGGACCAUCUAGCUGCAGAAACAAACUCUUCUCUGAGUCCUGAAUGUUGAAACCAACACUGGUUUUCUUGCUGAUUAUUCCCAUUUGCUACAGUACCUUAGCAAAUGUGCCACAGAUUCUCUGAGGUGAGCACCAGACUGAUGCAGCCAGGUUCUCCUUGUCCCUCAGGACAUGGUCCUGGCUGUUUGAGGAAGCACACACCAGUCUCUGGGUGUAAAUUUUAGCUGCAAUACAGUCCAGAUGACUUUUCUUUCUGUGUAGCUCUUUCUGCUCAUCCUGCAGAGAUGUCUGUGUGCUUUAAAUGGUUCAUCUCUGGUUUCUGGUGUGGCACCUUGAAUUUUCAAGCUCUUCAAGCAGUCUACUGUUGUGUGUAGAACUUCUGAGAAAAAGAUCUUGCUAUUACUUGACAAAGAUCUCGCUAUUACUUGAAAAAAAAAUCUCUAGUCCAUAUGAUACAGGUUGUUUUUUUUGCUAGAGUAACAUGGAAUCUUCUACUACAAACAAAAGCAAUAAUUUUGUUUCUAAUCUGUAUGGGUUGCCUCUGGCUGACCUGGGUUUUACUCACAGUUAGCUAUGGGAACUUGUUGGCUUUCCUUGGCUACCAAUAAGGAACCAAAUCACAAAUCAUGUGUGAUUGAUUAGGAGUAUAUGUGUGAGGAGUUUCACAUGUAUGUAUGCUAAAUACACAAUGUGUUAAGAAAAUCUCUGUUCUGCCUAAUAUGAAGAAAAUGUAGGAAUUCAUGGAGAUUAAAAAAAAAAUCACUUAGUGAGGAGUUGCCUAAGUUUGAGGCAAGUAAUGUGUGUGAAAAACAAGUUUGGCCCAAGAAGGGAGAAGCAUCUGAUUGCUGCUUCAUCUUGGGUGCUGGAUGUGAGCUGAUCCUGAGCUGGGAAAUAGCACUUUCUGCUCAUCAACAGCAUCACAGUGACACCCAGCAGGGCUUCCCACUGCCACAGACUUUCUCUGUUUCCCAUUUUUCAAUAUUUAAUUAGACAAAACACACCCACCUUUGCUGUAGGAAAGAUCCCCAGGGAGCUGGGAGGAUGCACUACUGUCCCUGACCCCAGAGCCCUCGUGCUGCUUGGACGUGGCUGUUGUGCCCCUGUUCUUCCUUCCCACAGCCAGGGCAGCUCCAGAACCUUUGUACAGACCAGAACCAGGGCUUUGUACAGACCAGAACCAGGGCUUUGUACAGACCAUUUGGUAGCCUGGUAACUUGUGGUGUGCUGGGCUGCUGUUGCCACCCUAUGGGACAGGCUGUGUGCUGCCAGCAGGGAGCCAGAGGCAGCCUAGAGAUGAGUGGGCAGUGACUCCUUUAGAAGCACAUCUGUGACUUUUUUAAGUAUCCACAGCAGAUAUUUUUCCUCUUGAUGAGAGUAAUUGUAGAAACGGAUGGGCAGAUGGAUUUUGGCCCAUGUAUCACUUCUGAUUCAAAAGUGAGGCUUUUGUAUACACUGCUUUAAUGUGUUUCUUUGCUUUUACAUUAAUCUAAAUGGUAUUAUCCCCUUUCUUUAUCAAUAGCUCUAGAGAGAGAGAGAUACUAUGAUGAAGUCUAUUAGGAAAUGCACUGAGUACUGUUUCUUCUAAAAUAUAAUAUGGGAAAGGGUAUGCAAAAGAAUGUAUUUUUGCUAGUAGCCUAUCUUCUGAGAGAGAGACUAAGCACAAGAUAUUAAAAUGGAUCCAACUAAUCCAGUAAGACAUUUAGAGUUAGUAUUUAACUGUUGAUGUAGAUUCUGUGUGGAAGCAACUAAAUAUUUCUUCUAUAACUCACAUCUGUUAGAAGCAGACGUUGUUGCAGAGUUUGUCACUGGCUAAUGGAGUAUAAUGAAGUGCAGAGUAUAUACACUAGUAUUAAUUCGUUAACACUUGUAAAUUUGUAAAGCCAAAUGUACCAAGCUGAAGUCUUUAAUCAUUUUUAUAGCUGAUGGCAUUAAACGUGUUAAACAUUCAUAUUAUCAAUAAAGGAUUUUAUUUUUAAGAUGUG